Messenger RNA from Empidonax traillii (willow flycatcher), 764 nucleotides. RefSeq names its product NK3 homeobox 1 (gene NKX3-1). Gene Ontology annotation, cellular component: nucleus. Gene Ontology annotation, biological process: regulation of transcription by RNA polymerase II; cell differentiation. Gene Ontology annotation, molecular function: RNA polymerase II cis-regulatory region sequence-specific DNA binding; DNA-binding transcription factor activity, RNA polymerase II-specific. Lineage: Eukaryota; Metazoa; Chordata; Aves; Passeriformes; Tyrannidae. The coding region runs from base 19 to 744 and encodes 241 amino acids. The transcript is spliced from 2 exons. The record is from RefSeq and is a predicted model, not a curated record.
AGGAGGAGGAAGAGGAGGAUGAGCGCAGGGGCGCUCCAGGGAAGGAGGCAGAGCUCACCCAGCAGCGCCCCGGUAGAGAUGAACCGGACCCCCCCGGCCCCCCAGCAGCCCAUCCCGGUCUCCUCCAGGCCCAGGACAUCCUUCCUCAUCCAAGACAUCCUCCGGGAUGGGGCAGAGCGAGGAGCACGGCUGGACAGGGGCAGGAGCAGAGGGUUUGGCAGCCCCGGGAAUGGGGAGAUGGGAGCGGCCCCGGCCGAGGGCAGGGAGGGGAACUCGGCCCCCGGCAACAAACCCAGGAGCCCCCACCCCACGGGAGCAUCCCACGGCACGGGGACACCCCGGGAAGUGGACACAGAUUCCACGGUGGAGAGUUACCUGGCGGGGUGUGAUCCCCCCCUGCCCGCAUCCCCUCGCCCCCCCAAGCCCCCCAAGCGCUCCCGGGCCGCCUUCUCCCACAGCCAGGUGAUCGAGCUGGAGAGGAAAUUCAGCCACCAGAAGUACCUGUCAGCCCCGGAGAGAGCCCACCUGGCCAAGAACCUGCAGCUCACCGAGACCCAGGUGAAGAUCUGGUUCCAGAACCGCAGGUACAAGACCAAGAGGAAACAGGGGAUGGCCCGGCCGGACUCUUCCCUGGGGGGGCACAAAGGGGCAGAGCUGCCGGGGGCAUCGCUGCUGGCCCUCAGGGCAGCCUGGCCCUACCUGCCCUGCCUCUACUACCUGCACGGCUGGAGCCCCUCCUGGUAGCAACAGCUUCUUUUUUUUUU